AUUUCCACGCGAACUCACACCGUCACACUGCAACACCUUCACGUUAAGUCACGCGCUGCUGCGAUGAUCGUUGAUUGGCUGAUUUUGUGUAAACACACGAUGGCAACCGCCUCCACCUGCUCUCAGGGAGCAGAGCUGACAGGUUCCACAUCGCUUUGUGAAAAUGACACGUGUUUGUGUGUUUGUGCCGUUGUGUUUGUUUUUAUCAUCGUUACAUCAUGUAUACGGGGCGGAAGUGUCUUUGUGGAAUAUAAUAAUCAACAAUAACGAGCCACAGGAUUUCAUUUUUCGCAAGACUUUGUAUUCCAACACUUCCAUCUUCUUGAAGUUUCAAGGAGAGGAGGCAGCAUGUAACCAGAAAAAGUUGGCCUUUAAUGUUAGUUGGUAUCUUCGCUCAUCCAUCUGUUACAAUGAAGUAUUCGGCACCCCUGACAGUGCAGCAGAAACCAUGCUUGGUUGUGAUCACAUGCUAAAGGAGGACUGGAGUGGCUUCUACAGCCAAGGCUACAUCUACUUCGACAGCUGUUCAGCUCUCCUCACCCCUAUGAUUUACUACAAAGAAUUUCAUCCAUUUCUGCCUCUCAAGCCUCAAGAAGACAAAAGCAUAAUCCAAACCAAACAUGUAUUGACAGAUAAACCGUAUUUUAACAUGGUUGCCAAAUCAUGGACAGACAGUCCCUAUUUGUUUAUUGUGAAGUUCGAAACACUGCAAUAUCCAGAUGAAAGUAAUAGAGAGACAGAGGAUGCAGCCAGCAAUUCAAAUGACUAUUUACCAGUUACAAUGACAGUAGAAAUGAAGGGUUCUUACGACUACUCCUCACCAGCUGACAGGCCUUUAAUGAUGUUCUUCAUGACUAUGUGCAUUGUGUAUGUGCUGUUCGGAGCUCUGUGGCUCCUCUGGCUAGCCUGUUAUUGGCGUGACCUGCUCAGGAUCCAGUUUUGUAUCGGUGCUGUAAUUGUCCUGGGCAUGCUGGAGAAGGCAGUGUUUUACUCUGAAUACCAAAGAAUCACAUACCAUGGAGCUUACAACCAAAGUGCUGUUAUCUUUGCUGAACUUGUGUCUGCACUGAAAAGAUCCCUAGCUCGGGUCCUCUUAAUCAUAGUCAGUCUGGGUUAUGGCAUUGUGAAACCUAGGCUAGGAACUACAGUACCCAAGCUAGUGGCUGUAGGCCUUCUUUAUCUGAUCUUCUCUUCUGUGGAGGGUGUUCUCAGGGUAACAGGGGGUUUCUAUGGCACAGUGGCUCUGAUUGCCAGUCUCAGUCUCUCUUUUACCGAUUCCUGUGUCAUUUGGUGGAUUUUCAUCAGUCUGUCUCAAACAACUCAGCUGCUGAAGCUACGCAGAAACGUGGUGAAGCUUUCAUUAUACCAGCACUUUACCAAGACGCUUAUCUUCUCUGUGCUGGCCUCUCUAAUAUUCCUCGUAUGGACAACCAGACAAUUCAAGUUUGUGGACUGUCAGUCAGUCUGUCAGGGCUGGAGAGAUUUGUGGGUGGAUGAUGCUUUCUGGAGGUUGCUCUUCUCCACCAUCUUGCUGGUCAUCAUGGUGCUGCUACGACCCUCUAUCAAUAGUCAAAGAUUUUCUCAUUCUCCACUUAUUGACGAGGAUGAUGAAGAAGAUGCAAAGGAGCCUAUGCUCAAUGAAGCAUUUGAGGGAAUGAAAAUGAGAGGAGCAAAGUCUGAGGCAAACAGCAGUAAGAAAGACUUCAACAAAGACAGCUCCCAGGAUGAAGACCUGAAAUGGGUGGAAGAGAACAUUCCAUCUGCUAUUGAUGUAUCUCUGCCUGUGAUUUUGGAUGACGAAGAGGAACUUCUCAAAACCAAGCUGGAGAGAUCCAAGAUGGAAUAGAACAAUGGAAAAGAAGUUGUGAUUGUCUUUUUAUAAUGGAAGCUAAGGACAUUCUCAGCAAUAUAGCAGUGAAUAUUUAUAUUUUUUCUAUGAAUGCAAACAGUGAAAAUGGUUCAUGGACCAGCUGUGAAACUUCAGUUACUGUGAAAAUUCAAUUAAAGUUUCUGCCUAUUUUAAUUCUUAAAUUGUAAUUUUGGCAAACAUUCACAUUCACGUUGCACAUAUUUAAAGAAGCCAUUCUUUAGACAUGCACUAAUAUUUUAUAUAAUAUAAUAUAUAAUAAAAUUGACUGCUAUGAACGUGUCCUCAGAGUGAAAUAUUUUGCUCCUCUUUCUCUUAUUUUCAUACCCAUGCUUUAUAUAGAAAUGUAUUUAAACAAUUGACUAGAAAUCACUCUACACAAGUUUAUUCAAAUAUGUCUAAUUAUUUUAUACAACAUGUUUCAUAUCACUAGAGAUAUGCAUCAUAAAGAGGCAGGAAUAAAGGAAAGAUCCUGAAAAUAAUAAAAAUAAUAAACUUUGAGGCUUGCUAGCAAUACACUCUGCUUACAUAUUUAUGUACAAGUUUAAAUCUUUGGCCAAAUUUGCACAACAUGCUAACAAAUUUCAUUCUAUGUUUGAAAAUAAUUCAGGUCAUUUGAAAUACAAAAUGAUUAUUCCUAUUAAUUUUGCAUUAAAAGCUUAUUUACAGACUUUUUGUUUUUUACAUAAAACAGCAGAACUUUCUGUUAUGUAAGAGUUUGGGCUUGUUAUUUGUUGAUAUGGACAUUUUUAUAUUUGUAUUGCCUUCGCUGCAUAGAGGUGACCAAUGAUAUUGUUUUCUUACUGUUCUUAUGGACAGUCUGAACACAUCCACCACAGACAUACUCAGUCACCUGAAGAACAGUUGAAACACUAUUUACUGAUGUCUUAUACAUAGAUGCAGGUGUCACUGAGUGAAGUUUCUGCAGCCUGUAUUUCAAUAAUGAAACCUUUCACAGAGUCACUUAGAUAUUUUUCUCCUGUCACCUUGAUCUAAAGUUAAAGUGAGCUCGGCCUGCUUAGAAUUUUUAUACAUCCUACAGUGCAUGGCAUAUUGUAAAAGUCAUUAUUAUUAGUUUUACCUUUUGUUUACUUUCAAGUGUCAUGGUAUGAGUGAAUUAUUGAAUGAGAUUAAAUGAUUUCAUCUUUUGCCA
Molecule: messenger RNA, 3020 nt
Organism: Tachysurus vachellii
Lineage: Eukaryota; Metazoa; Chordata; Actinopteri; Siluriformes; Bagridae
Product: transmembrane protein 87A-like
Exons: 20
Coding region: 164-1846 (560 amino acids)
Biological process (GO): retrograde transport, endosome to Golgi
Cellular component (GO): Golgi cisterna membrane; Golgi apparatus
Molecular function (GO): protein binding
Source: RefSeq, a predicted model, not a curated record